GUUCAUUGUCGACGCUGGUCUACGCAUGAUGAACGGCUUGAAGUACCGUUGAUAGCAAAUUAUCAGAGAGGCUUUUCUUGCGAAUACGUAAACCGUUUCCGAGUAUCGUUAUAUUGCACAAGAUACUUUACGAGAGGUCGAACAUUUGCAAAAAAACAUUAAUGCAAAUAUACGAACGCGAGGAUACAAAGUAUGAGUCUUAUGGAAAACUCGGACACGCAGGUUGUCCUAGAUGAUCAGUUGCAGCAUUUUAUCGAGACCGAGACGAAGAAGCAACAGUUCCAGGGGCUGGUACAUGAAUUAACGGGUCUCUGCUGGGAGAUUUGUAUGGAUAAGCCAUCACUACGUCUGGAGCCCAAGGUUCAUAAGUGUCUUGUGAACUGCGUAGAGAGAUUCAUUGACACCACCAAUUAUAUUACAAAUCGAAUACAGCACGUUGCCACAAGAAUGCACUCCGAGUCAGAUAACAUGGAAUGAAUGUAUUGAUCUGUGUAUUAUGUAUCAAAACUUGUCACACAUAUACUUAAAUAACCCUGUAAUAUUGUUGGACGUGUGUACCAGAAUCACAUAAACGAAUAAUUAGACAUGUU
This is a messenger RNA of Monomorium pharaonis (pharaoh ant), 590 nucleotides long. RefSeq names its product mitochondrial import inner membrane translocase subunit Tim8 A-like. The coding region runs from base 193 to 477 and encodes 94 amino acids. The record is from RefSeq and is a predicted model, not a curated record. The transcript has 2 exons. NCBI's taxonomy places the organism in Eukaryota, Metazoa, Arthropoda, Insecta, Hymenoptera, Formicidae.